UUUACGUAGCCCCAACGUCACACGCGCAGUGUCAGAAACGUCAUGAGCGUCUUACUGCCCAACAUGGCGGACUUUGAUACCAUUUAUGAGUUAGAAGAAGAAGACGAGCGAAUAGUGAGUGAAGAGCACCUCGUCCGAUACUGCCCUGAACCUGUGAUAAUGCGAGGGGACGGCCACAUCACUGUGUUUGGACUUAGCAACAAAUUUGACACAGAAUUCCCACCUGUUCUUACAGGAAAGGUUGCUCCAGAGGAGUUCAAGACGAGCAUCAACCGGGUGAAUGCUUGCCUAAAGAAGAACCUUCCUGUCAAUGUUAAAUGGCUACUAUGCGGCUGUUUGUGCUGUUGCUGUACUGUGGGCUGCAGUCUGUGGCCUGUCAUAUGCCUCAACAAGAGGACAAGGAGAUCCAUUCAGAAAUUGUUAGAAUGGGAAAACAACCGGUUAUAUCACAAGCUGGGGCUGCAUUGGAAACUCAGCAGAAGAAAAUGUGAGAGUAAUAACAUGAUGGAGUAUGUGAUUCUUAUAGAAUUCUUACCCAAAUAUCCUAUAUUCCGACCAGACUAAGAGCACUGCAGUGGGAUGCUGUCUCUUUUUCAGAUCAUUUGGUGAAGUCCAUAUGCUGUUAUACAGAUGCAGAAAUGUGGACUUUCAAGCUCCUUUUUUUUUUUUUUUAACAUGUAUACUGAUUCUCUUUUGUUCAGCUGCCAUGUUUUUCUUCAUUUUUCUAAUGUCAGCCUGUUGGAUUAAAGUGCUUUUUGAACUGAGCAGAAUGUUUAGAGAGAGCUGUACUAAAAGACACCUAAACUUUGCCUAAUUAUUUAGAGAGACAAAUCUCUCAGCAUUCUACUGCAGAGUUACUGUAAAUGUUUCUCUUUAUUUCUGUGAAAAGCAUAAAUAAAUUGUUGAUUAUAA
Messenger RNA from Silurus meridionalis, 912 nucleotides. It is a transcript of the gene chic1, whose product is annotated as cysteine-rich hydrophobic domain 1. NCBI's taxonomy places the organism in Eukaryota, Metazoa, Chordata, Actinopteri, Siluriformes, Siluridae. The transcript has 7 exons. The coding region runs from base 43 to 564 and encodes 173 amino acids. The record is from RefSeq and is a predicted model, not a curated record.